AUGCCUCUGCACUCAGAAAUUGCUUCUGGAAAUCUUGAGGCUGGUACAGAUGUAGGGAAUAGAACUGGGUCCAUCCAGAGUCAACAGUUUGAAAAGAGUCCAGAAAACCAGAGUACAGAGGCUGCUACCUUCACUCUCUUAGGCUUCUCAGAGUUUCCAGAACUGGAGGUGCCCCUUUUCCUGCUGUUCUUUACCACCUACGUCAUCACUGUGUUGGGAAACCUUGGCAUGAUCCUUAUAAUCAAAAUCAAUCCCAAACUCCAUACUCCAAUGUACUACUUUCUCAGCCAUUUAUCCUUUGUUGAUUUCUGCUACGCUACAGUCGUUACACCAAAAUUACUAGAAAACUUGAUUGUGGAAAACAGAACCAUCACCUUCGCUGGAUGCAUUGCUCAGUUCUUCUUUUUCUGUAUGUUUGUGGUGACGGAAGUGUACUUGCUGGCUGUGAUGGCCUAUGAUCGCUUUGUGGCUGUUUGUAACCCUCUGCUCUACAUCACUAUAAUGUCUCAGAAGCUUUGUGCUACAUUGGUGGGUGUGUCAUACUCUUGGGCUAUUGUUUUCUCUCUGAUUCUUACCUAUUUUCUGAAGAAAUUAUCGUACAAAGGAAAAAAUGUCAUAAACAACUUUCUCUGUGAAUAUGCUGCCAUUGUCUCUGUCUCGGACUCUGACCUCUCAUUUACACAGGAGGUCACUUUAGUGCUUACUAUGUUCAAUGAAUUAGGCACCUUGAUCGUUAUUCUUACUUCCUAUGCCUUAAUUUUCAUCACAGUUAUGAGGAUGCCUUCUAAAGGGGGCAGGCAGAAAGCCUUCUCCACCUGUGCUUCUCAUUUAACUGCCAUUACUAUAUUCCACGGGACCAUCCUUUUUCUCUACUGUGUUCCUAACUCCAAAAAUUCAUGGCUCAUGCUUAAGGUGGGCUCAGUCUUUUACACAGUGGUCAUCCCUAUGCUGAAUCCACUGAUCUACAGCCUUAGAAACAAAGAUGUGAAAGAAACGGUCAAAAAGUUAGCGCUUACUAAAUUAUUCGCUGAUACAACAUAA
This is a messenger RNA of Suncus etruscus (white-toothed pygmy shrew), 1041 nucleotides long. RefSeq names its product olfactory receptor 5D18-like. NCBI's taxonomy places the organism in Eukaryota, Metazoa, Chordata, Mammalia, Eulipotyphla, Soricidae. Gene Ontology annotation, molecular function: olfactory receptor activity; odorant binding; G protein-coupled receptor activity. The transcript is spliced from 2 exons. Gene Ontology annotation, cellular component: membrane. The record is from RefSeq and is a predicted model, not a curated record. The coding region runs from base 1 to 1041 and encodes 346 amino acids. Gene Ontology annotation, biological process: sensory perception of smell; G protein-coupled receptor signaling pathway.